Chilo suppressalis (striped riceborer) is the source of this 7814-nucleotide messenger RNA. The record is from the annotation of a GenBank genome assembly. NCBI's taxonomy places the organism in Eukaryota, Metazoa, Arthropoda, Insecta, Lepidoptera, Crambidae.
AAAAAAACAACUGUCAAAAAUUUACAAAUGUCGGAUUGUACUUGUGUAUUGUUUCCCUGUUGUUUAUUUUUAUGAUUUACUUAAAAUAAGAAUUUUAUGUAGUGUUUUAAACAAAGUUUAAAAUCAGCAGUGAUAAAUAAAUAAUGUCAGGCCCUUAUUGUUCAUUAUAUGAGUUUUGUCAUUGACAAUAAGCAGAAAUUGUUGAAAAUGUGAUUAUCUCUCGUAUUUGGCUGAGUGCCACAGUUUUAAUUGCAGUUUUAUUAGAAACAAGCAUCAUGAAGUGGAUAAUAGUGAUAAUUGUGACGAUUCUGGGUUUGGAAAUAGCUCAGGGUUAUUGUCCAUCUCUUUGUACCUGUAAAAGUAACAAGGCUGGGGAUGGGGCGUCCACGGAACCACUGCCGGGAGAGUUCCUGAGGCUGAAGUGUGGAGGUAGCCCAGCACAAAUCACAGAACUCAAAGAAAUUGAUUUGAGCAAAGUUUAUAACAAUGUAGUCAGCUUAAAUUUAUCUGGCAAUGCCAUUUCUACAUUAUCACGAGAACUACAUUUACCAAAUUUACAGAAACUAGAUCUUAGUAAAAAUCAAAUAAGCCUAGUUGAGUCAGAUGCAUUUUACAACAUGACAUCACUUCAGAGACUGGACUUGUCUAAUAACCAGAUCAGCAAUGUUUACAAGGAAAUGUUCAAGGGGCUUGUCAACCUGGAGAGGCUGAUGCUGGCACAGAAUCACAUAUCCAUGCUUGCUGUCGGAACAUUUGAUUACCUGAUAGGCUUAAAACAGCUAGAUAUUACUGACAACCCACUGAUAUGUGAUUGUGAAUUACUUUGGGUUGGUGAUUGGUCUCGCAACACAUCAGUAAAACUUGUUAAUAAUCCCAAAUGUGCAUUUCCUGAGAACAUGGUCAACAAAACUGUACGAAAGCUGAAGAUAUUUUUAGACUUGUCAGCUUGUGGUAGUGUGUUGCCAACAAGUUCACUGAUCGUAAAACCAAAUUAUGACCAAGUUGUUUUCGAGGGGGACACUCUUGCGCUGUCAUGUAAUGCUCCAUUUGCUUCUGUGAUAGCAAAAUACGAAUUAAAAUGGGUGCAUCCGAUGCUAGAGGUAUGUGAUGUGAAUGUGACAAAUAGUGAAAUGUUAGAGGACGGUUUAGCUGAAACAACAGUUUUCUUUCCAAAUAUAACAAACCAUCAUAUGGGGAAUUGGACUUGUGUGUACAUGGACUCUAAUCAUAUAAGGUAUAAUCAUACAGUCCAGGUGUUAGUGUUGUCAAAUAAAACAGAAUAUUGUAUGACAAAUCACACAUUGAAUAAUAAAGGGUUGUACUCCUGGCCACAAUUGCUGUUAAAUCAUACAGCUGUUGUGCCUUGCCGUAGCGGUGAGGGCAUGGCAUAUCGGUAUUGUCAUGCAAAUGCAACCUGGGGAGAAGCAAACACCACAGAAUGUUCAUACAUCAGCAAUGUUACUAAACUACUUCAACAAUUUGCUCUGUUGAAUGUAAGUUUGGUGCAGUAUUCAGCACUGAAUGCUACAGAGAGAUUAUCAAUGCUGAUACAGGAGAAAACUUACCCUCUGGCAGAGAUAACCGAUCCUGACGAUGUCAUGUUUAUUGCUCAGGCUAUACGAAAUUACAUGCAAUAUAUAAAAGAAGAGAAAGAUUUGGGUUCGAAGUUACUGGAUGUGAUAAGCUCAGUAAUGAACAUAACUAUGUCUGUAUUGACUCAAGCUGAGGCUCAGUAUGGCGCGUGCACAGACAUGGCACGAGCUGUUGAAGAAAUAUCUGCUUACAUCGGCAAUGUGCAAGGACAAAAGCGCAACCUGGCUGUGGAACGGUUCCCAGUACGUGAAGGAUUUAGUGGCGUAACUUGCGUUUGGGUAGUUAAACCCGCGCGACUACACUGCACCUCUACUAACCGCACUGUCGCUCCGCUGCUCACAUUACCGCAUGCUUCCAUCCAUGCCAGCGUACAGAUCCCCACAUCUCUUCUAUACAGACCUACGGAAGCGGGAAUGCUGCAACUCCCAGCCAAACCUCAUGAUCUAAUAGUGACUAUGUAUGAAGAUGCAGCGCUUUUUCCUCAACUACCAAUAGUUAACGAACACGACACACAAUAUCGGAAUCAUAGAUCGAAGGAUUAUUACGGACGGAGUACUAAAAGGGAGGACAUGAAUGUGGAGAUCACCUCGCCCGUCGUGGGAUUUCAAUUGGACAGCGUAUCCGGGCGAGGCGCGUUGCUGGAGCCUGUGAUUGUGACUGUACGCGGGGGGGGCGCUGGUGGGGGUCACGGGGGCGCCGGUGGUGGGGGCGCGGGGGGAGGGGAGGGGCGCGCCGCCGUGUGGGACCCCACCACCAGGCGGUGGACGGACAACUCUUCAGAUUGCACUGUGUCGCACGUGGUAUCGGAAAUGGUCAUAAUUAGCUGUAACAAACUGGCUUACGUUGGUCUUCUCCAGAACGUUGAGACCGGCAUAUACGGGGCGAGAACUGACGGAGCAAGGUUCAAAGUUUCUCACCCGGCGGUCUACGUCGGCAGUCUCAUACUCAUCGGAUGCGUGAGUUGCGCCACUCUUACAUACAUAAUGUGUUACCCAGCCAUACAAAUGGCCAAGAAAAGCAAACAUGCCCUAAUAAAUACCUGGAUAGCCAUAGGUCUCCUCUGCUUCCUAUACACCUUAGGCAUAUACCAAACGGAGGACGUGAAACUCUGCCAGAUACUAGGACUCCUGAUUCACUAUCUAUCUCUUUCGUGCUUAUUAUGGAUGUGUGUUUCCGCUAGCAAUAUGUACAAAUGGGUGACAAAGACUCACAAUCCAGUUAGAACGCCCGACGAUGAAAUUCCACCCGACGUUCCAGUUCAGAAGCCUAUAUUGGGCUUGUAUUUAGUAGGAUGGGGAAUAGCUUUGAUUAUUUGCGGGAUUUCAGGAGCCGUGAAUUUAAAAGAUUAUGCAGGUUAUUCGCAAUGUUUUCUGAGCACUGCACCAGCUUUGAGCGCUCUAUUCGUUCCGGGGGGUAUCCUUUUAAUGUUUCUAUUGGUGCUGUUCCUGCUGAUUAGGUGCACUAUAAGGAAUAUGAACGUCCAACUAUCGGAAGGUACUCAAGCGACGGAAAACGUUGAUCUAGAAAUGUGGGAACCGAAUCAGACUGCAGAUGGCAACGAGAGACGCAGUCUCAAGUCCACUGUGGAUUCUGAAAUUGAAGAUGUCGAACAUACCCCCAUUAUACAACUGAGAGCUCAAGUCAUCGUUCUUUGCUUGUACAUGUCAGUCUGGUCCUGUGGAGCCAUAGCCGUUUACAGACCUUUACCUGAAUAUUUACCGUAUCAGGAAGACAUUUGCAGUAUUAUUUACGCUGUGUGCGCUACGGUUUUGGGCACUUUCAUACUGUUCUUCUACGGCAUAGCGAGAAGUGACGUCAGAGCCCAAUGGUCCAUGAUGCACUGUUAUUUGCAAAAGAGUAAACAGUGUUGCAGAAACAGGAGUGUAUUUGAUGCAAAUCAACAGAAUUUACCCUCGAAUCAGGCCACCACUGGGCCUGUCGUUAACGGCAUACCUAAUGAUAACAGAUCGCGAUCUGGCAGUAGAAGCUCCAAUAGAACCAACUCUAAGACCAACAACAGCGGCACUUAUAAAUGUGGUGCCGAAUUGAACGGGCAAACUUUGCAAAAGGACAUGUUGAAAAAUACUAAUGGGAAAACACCUAACAUCAACCUGGUAGUGUUGCACAGACAGCAGUAUCGAUCUAACAAUUCCAUGAUGACGUACCCCGACAGCGCCACCAUGGGCCCCGAAAUAUUUUACAACCCCAACCAAAUGAACGUCGCCAAAAAAUUCUUUAAAAAACAGCGACAGAACAUGAAAAGAAAUUGUCUCGAGUUACCUACAAGACGAGACUUUGACAACGACUCGCAUAUAUCCUUACCAUUACCGACUAAAGAGGCUUACAGUGGCGUAGCAAACAUCAUAAAUGCAGGUUCAAAAGUGAAUAAUACCAACUUGCAUGUGGAAAGAUCUAAUAAUGGAAUCAAGGAGACUCGUAACGUUCUAAAUCCCAAUUUACUCGAAGAAGAUUCUAAAGACUACAAGAACUAUUCCAUGGACAGGAAGUCGUGGAACAAAACUGACGAUCCUAAGACUGGUAGAGCACAAGUAAUGAAUAUUUACACAAACGUCCCCGAGACGCAGGUGCCACAACACCAGAUUGUUAAAGCUAAUGUGCCAAAAACUUUUAACGGGCAAAGGAGUAGCGUUUCCGAAGAAUGCCUGCAAAGUCACGCGGAACAGCCAGAAAUGCGUACGAUAUCACAACAAUGCAGUUUAGAAUACAGUUCCGCGUCGGAAAUGCCCCACACUUGCUCCGAUCAAACCUUGAACACGCAUUCCGAAAUGACAUCUUUCCAGGAGACGCACAGUGCCUUAUGUUCUACAAACGAGAUCACAGACACAGAGAGCUUCGGCCAAUACAUAGAUUACUUACAACCGAAUAAAAAUCAAGAAAGCAAAGACACCAUAGACAAGUCUUUGCAGGAUAUUUCCGAGGAAUGCACAAUGAAUAGCGAGGAGAUAAAUCGAUCUAGCACGCCCCAGAAUCUCGGGGACGUUGGUUUAGGAGAGAUGGACAAUCUAUUACAGAAUCCUGAUCACGAUAUCGCCGGCUCUAAAGAGAAAUUGGACGAGGACAAAGACGCGUUCUUCAUGGCGAAAAAUACGUACGACUUCGAGACUUGCAGUACGAAUGCUAGCGAGCAAGGUUUCGAAAACGAAAGCGACAUUUACUGCCCCAACUAUCAGAUGUCCGAAGUGAGUAUACGCAGCCACGGGCUGUACGCUCCGUCGCCGUCUUCCAUGUGUCCGAACGAAAUCAGUUUCAGCAACGAAGACGUAUCAACCACCGAGAGUCAGUACGUGAACUUUGACCCCGGGUGGCGUAAAACGAUAAAGAGCAAUCCGAAGUUAGGCAAAUACGUGCCGACUCCGGCGAUAAGUUGUCCCGAAGUGAAUAGGGACAGUAGUCCGGUAUCGUUCGCGAGUGAUCUCGACGAGUUGUACACGCAGAUAACUAGUAGGGACAAGGACAGAACGCACCGGAAGGAAGUGGGCUUGGAUGUGACAGUGAACAGUGACGUCACCCUGAAACCUGACAGUGACAGUUGUGUGAGCGAGGCCAUUUCUGAUGUGGAGAACCGAGGGGAGACUACGGUCUAGCUAGUGUGUCGUGUGGAGCUACUACUACAGUGAUAUUCUGUAAGGAUAUACUUACUUUUCACCGUGGAAUUCGCCGGUCUGAUUUGAAAUUUAUUUGAAAAAUCGUAUUUUAAUUUCAAAUCACUACGCGGAUUCUGUGAAGAGUUAUGAAGUUUGUUCUUACAGAAUAGCACUGCUGCUUUCAAUGAGUGUAGAUGUAUUUGUUGUAAUAGAAACGGAAAGUUGUGAAAGCCUCCUACGCUUUAUCACAUCUUACUGUUUCUCAUCCUUUUAUUUACAACGAUCGGUAAUCGGAUACAGCUGCGAUUUCUAUUAUUUGCCCUUCUUUUUCUUAUCUAUGUACGUGUUCUAACAAUAUGAACCGGUGACAAUAAUUAUGAUUUUGAUCUGGAAAUAUACGCAGAAGGAGCACAUGACGCGAAUUUUCCUUAGAAAUUGCGGUCUGACCCAGAAUAUAAAAUUUAUUCAUAAUCUAAUUCGGAACCAUUUACGAUCGUUAGUGAAUAAUGGGACUGUAACGAUUGGCGCUUCAAUGCAUUUAUAAAUUUUAUUUGUGGCAUUGCCAUGUUGUAUAUUGGAUAUAUAGGUUCACGUUUUGAUGAUACAUAUUAUCGUGAAUAUUACUUAAUUUUUGUUUUAGUAGGAGUUUUAUUUUUUUUCUUAACUCAAGUCGAAUAUGAGUAUGAGAUCUAACGGACUUUUGUUAUUUUGUAAAAUAUGUAUCACCAUACGUCGUGAACGAAUACUUACACUAAAUUAGUGCCAUUACUUAAGUUGUAUAAUUUUAGCCGCUAAGUUGUGAUAUAGUAUUUUGUAGUUAUUUAUUUUUAAGUUUCUCGCGAGUCUUUGCUUCUGAAGGCUUAGGAAUUUUGUCUUGUGAAACUACUGAAGGCUUAAGAAUUUUGUCUUGUGAAACUAAAGGAACUGAUAAUAAUGUGCCAAAUCUAUUUUUACUCGGGUAAUAUGUUCAUGCCAUAAAGAAUUAUGAUGAUUUAUGUCUCGUUCCAAAAUAUGCAACGUCUUUCAGAAAUAACGUACACCCUGAAAGUAGGUAGUUUGUUACAAAAAUAUACAAAUUGAUUCAGUUCUAGUAAUUUCCAUUUAUUUCAAUGUUAGUCAAAUUGUUUCUUGUAACGUUGCGUUAAAAAUAGUGCUUAUCGCCUUGCAUUAUGUAUCAUAUUCUUUUGUUUAUUAAUAAUUAAUGGUAUUUUUUCUCAAUUCUUUUUAGAUAUUUUUUUAUCGUAAUCUAUUCAGAAGCCAAUUCCAACCAAACUACUUUCAAGGAUUGCGUUAUUUCUUUUACACGUUGUUUAUGAAAUACACUGUAUGUUACAUAUAUCUUAGUAAAUUAUGAAUAACAUAUUGUUCAACCUUCUUGUUGUAAGGUUUAUGUGCUUUCGACAUUCUUCUAUAGUAUUGUGUCUGAACUCGACUGAUCUUUACAAAAUGUAAAACCGCCUUACUUCUAGUCUUCAUAAUGAUUCUGCCAGAUUCCAUUUUGACAUUAUAGUUAGGAGAAAAGUGCACUUGAUUUUUUCUUUCGAUGACUUUUCUGACUCUUCGUUGUGUUUUUGCUUUUCUCUCAUUUAAAAUUGAUCAAAAUUCAAGUGUAAAUUUUAAUUUGAUUAUUAUUAAUGGAAUAAUAUUUUUGUUUCAAGUGGCAAUGUUAUUACUACUUACAUUCAAAUUUAACCGUAUCAUCAUUUUUGUGAAUUUUUAAUCGGUUUAUUAUUUGAAUUGGAAUGUUAAGCUCUUGUUUAACUAAAUAGAAGACAAAUAGAGGUUUAAUGGAAUGGUAUGACUAAUAUUUAAAUUGCUUUAGUCUGACGUUGCAUUGAACUUUGAUGAAAAAUAAAUUUAUUAAAUGUAUCAUUUUAUUAAAGAAAAUGUGUCGCUUAUUCUUAAAUGUAUUUUGAUUGCAUAAUAAUGUUUAAACAUCAUUCUAUCUCUACUGCCUUCAAACAGCUGACAAAGAGUGAUGUCUUAAGCUUAAAUUUGAUUUAAGAAUGUUGGUGCAAAUGACCCUUAAAACUACUUAACUUUGCUAAGAAUGUUGGUGCAAAUGGCCCUUAGAACUACUUAACUUUGCAUUAAAGAUCGAUUAAUCCAUAAACAUAUAAUGCAUAGUAAACAGUGUAUUACGAAUAUUGGCCUCAGUUUUGAUGUUUAAAAAAUAUAUACUAUCUCUUUCAUUCUUCAGAAGAGAGAGAACGUAUCAGUUCUUUUUGAGUGGACGUGUUUUUUCAUCUCAAUCUCAAUGCGACUUUAGACCUAAUGUAGAGACUAUAAGUAGAUAAACUAUUUAAUGUGAUAAAAAUAAAUAUCUUCCUUUGAUUUGCGCAGUUCUAAUGCGCAUCUUUACUGUAGACCGUUUGUAGAUGAUUUUGAAAUCUAUUGACAUUUUGUGAAUAUAAUAUAUUGAUAGUGAAAAUUUAUAAAUGGUUAGCUUUUUGUGGGCAUAUUGCAUAUUAAAAGAAGCGUUUGCACUUGUUGAUUUAGUUUUAUUUAUAAAAAGUAACCUUUUGGAAUUGUAUUAUAAAAUCAUUAUAUAAAAAUAUAAAUUAAUAAUUAUUUAAAAUAUAUCCUUAUUGCUAUAAUAAACUUAUGAGAUAAUAA